UUCACUCAAUUCCAAAGGUUUCGUUACCACGACUUAAAGUGGGCGUGUUUCCGGAGGUCUUGGAAAAACGAUCUCUUUAAAAAAAAUAGCAUACUACGAAGGACAAAACAGUUAUACAGGUAGAUUUAUUUUAGAAAACAAAUAAACAACCAAAUACUACGGUUAUGGUUAGGGAUAGGGCUAGAUUAUCAAAUAGGCCACGCCUACCCGAUGACGCAAUAUCUGUUACGCUGUUCUGAAAUCCCUGGAAAUAAGUGCCUGCCGUGUUUUGCUGUAGUUUAAUCGAGACAAAAGCGAGAGAAAAGUAAAGCUCUUCUCCUGCUCUUCUGUGCCCCGUUGCAUUAUGGGACAGUGCAGUGUGCAUCUUCUUCAUUCUGCAGAAUCUCAGCGGAAGCAGCAGAUCAUCAGUGCUGAUGGUGGUGUUGUGUCUCCUCAGCCAUGCAGCUCUGCAGCCUUCAUCACUGUGUCCUCUUCUUCCUCACCCUCACAUUCACCACUCUUCCUGUCUCAGCUCUUGAGAUCUGUCCUAAACGGGUGAAGCUUCAACAGCCAGUGACGCUCUCAUGUACACAUCGAUGUUCUGGUUUAUUACAAUGGAACUUACUUAGUAAUCGUGGUGUUGUCCUGGCUCGGUGUGAUCAGUCAUCAUGCUGGGCAGAGAAGGGAUUUAAUAUCUCUCAUGAUAAAUACCUGAAGGGUGAUCUCUCUCUCACCAUCACUGAAGCUGAUUACAGUAAGAGGAACUUGUACGCAUGUGAAUGUGGAGACUCAGACUACGCUCUUGUGCGCCUCGUCAUAGAGACUGUGCUCACACCAGUUCAGAUGAAGUCUGAUGAAGAUCUGAAGCUGAAGGUGUCUGUACCAGAGCCAGUGGAGGUGAUUUAUAAAAGUGGUGAUUCAGCUGAUGAAGUGAUCUGCAACGUGACUAAAGACUCACUACAGUGUAAAGAUGAUUACAGACACAGAACAUCACUCACUUACCCUGAGCUCACACUGAGAGACAUGAAGCCGAGGGAUAGUGGAAGUUACACCAUCCGGGACACCAAGAAUAAUGAAGACAUUCAGAUAUACACCGUGUCUGUGAAAGCUGUGUUCACGCCAGUUCAGAUGAAGUCUGAUGAAGAUCUGAAGCUGAAGGUGUCUGUACCAGAGCCAGUGGAGGUGAUUUAUAAAAGUGGUGAUUCAGCUGAUGAAGUGAUCUGCAACGUGACUAAAGACUCACUACAGUGUAAAGAUGAAUACAGACACAGAACAUCACUCACUUACCCUGAGCUCACACUGAGAGACAUGAAGCCGAGGGAUAGUGGAAGUUACACCAUCCGGGACACCAAGAAUAAUGAAGACAUUCAGAUAUACACCGUGUCUGUGGAAGCUGUGUUCACACCAGUUCAGAUGAAGUCUGAUGAAGAUCUGAAGCUGAAGGUGUCUGUACCAGAGCCAGUGGAGGUGAUUUAUAAAAGCGGUGAUGCAGCUGAUGAAGUGAUCUGCAACGUGACUAAAGACUCACUACAGUGUAAAGAUGAUUACAGACACAGAACAUCACUCACUUACCCUGAGCUCACACUGAGAGACAUGAAGCCGAGGGAUAGUGGAAGUUACACCAUCCGGGACACCAAGAAUAAUGAAGACAUUCAGAUAUACGCCGUGUCUGUGGAAGCUGUGUUCACACCAGUUCAGAUGAAGUAUGAAGAAGAUCUGAAGCUGAAGGUGUCUGUACCAGAGCCAGUGGAGGUGAUUUAUAAAAGUGGUGAUUCAGCUGAUGAAGUGAUCUGCAACGUGACUAAAAACUCACUACAGUGUAAAGAUGAUUACAGACACAGAACAUCACUCACUUACCCUGAGCUCACACUGAGAGACAUGAAGCCGAGGGAUAGUGGAAGUUACACCAUCCGGGACACCAAGAAUAAUGAAGACAUUCAGAUAUACGCCGUGUCUGUGGAAGAAAAGCCUGGUUUUCCUGCAUUUGGGAUUGUACUGAUACUGAUUCUGCUCUGCUGCUGUGUUGGAGCAGGAAUAUUCCUACUGUAUAAACACUGUAUGAGAAAACAGUUGAAGUGGCGACUCCAACAAGUGGACCAGCUUGUACAGGAGGCUUUAGAAGGAACAGAGAAGAAGAUCAGAGAAGAGGAGAAGUCAGUCGAUCAGCUGCAGAUGAGUGGGAGGCGACUACAACUAUUGAAAGGAACAGGAACUGGAGGAACAGAGGAGAAGAUCAGAGAAGUGGAGAAGUCACUCGAUCAGCUGCAGCAGCAGUACAACAACACUGUAUAUAAAGACAAGGUCAAAGUGUUCUGCAGUGACAAGAGGAUACAGCUGUUGGAGAGGCGACAGCAACUAGUGGACCAGCUUGUACAGGAGGUGGACCAGCUUGUACAGGAGGCUGAAGGAACAGAGGAGAAGAUCAGAGAAGUGGAGAAGUCACUCGAUCAGCUGCAGCAGCAGUACAACAACACUGAAUAUAAACACAAGGUCAAAGUGUUCUGCAGUGACAAGAGGGAACAGCUGUUAAAGUGGCGACAGCAACUAGUGGACCAGCUUGUACAGAAGGCUGCAGGAGGAACAGAGGAGAAGAUCAGAGAAGUGGAGAAGUCACUCGAUCAGCUGCAGCAGCAGUACAACACUGAAUAUAAUCACAAGGUCGAAGUGUUCUGCAGUGCCAAGAGGAGACAGCUGUUAAAGUGGCGACAGCAACUAGUGGACCAGCUUGUACAGAAGGCUGCAGGAGGAACAGAGGAGAAGAACAGAGAAGUGGAGAAGUCACUCGAUCAGCUGCAGCAGCAGUACAACAACACUGAUUAUAAAGACACGGUCAAAGUGUUCUGCAGUGAAAAGAGGAUACAGCUGUUAAACAGCCAACUGCUAACUCUGGUACAACCUUUAAAGAAGAAUGAAGAGUGGAAAAAGGAGGACAUUGAACGUUUGGAGAGGGAGCUGAAUCAGAUGAUGUACCUGUACAGGAAGUCUGAACAUUUAAAUGAUGUCUUUUUGCUCUGCAUGGAACAUAGGUCACAGAUUAGCUGGAACAGAUUACAGUACAGCCAAGAAGAACCUUUUAAGACCAAGAGAAGUGAGUUGAAGGGGAAACUGGACCGUGUGGACAAGCUUCUACAGACUAAAGAAUGGACAAAGGAGAAGUACAUAGAAGCAUAUAAUGCAACAUGUGAGCUGGAGCUGCAGUACAGCGACACUGAAUAUUCAAAACAGGUCUCAAAGAUCUGUGAUGAAAAGAGGGAACAGCUGAACACACUGGAUUUUUACAGUCUAACAUCUGACGAAGAGGGGACAUGUAUACAAUGAUGUCAGACUCGGCUCUGUGACGGCUCUCUAACCGAUGGAAAGGCAAACUGGUUCUUAGAAGGUUCGCCAGUGGAAACAACUUUGAACCAGCACCAGCUCUGAACCAACCAGAAACGAUUUGUCGUGUGUGUGUGUGUGUGAUGGAGCAGGGUGAGAGCAGCAUGGAGAUCAAGUGUUGUGGAGAGAAGAGAAUGAGUUAAAAGACCAACACACACACACACACACACAUACACACACACUUUAGGAGUAACAGAAUACAUAAUCCGGAAUCAAAAAAUGAGGAUCUGUUAUAGUUCAGAGCAAAGUAUCUUGAGUCCUGUAGAUUUUGUAAAAAAAAAAAAAAAAAAAAAAGUCAUGUUCAUGUGUCUGCUGUAAACGUCUUUAAUGUUGUUUUGAUUGUAACGAUGUUUUCUUGUGUUUAACAUCUUGAACAUUUUACAUUUGAAGAAGAAAAUGUUAAAGAUCUGCUCCAACUGUUACACCAAUAAUAUGAUUAAUAUGAACAUGUUGGGGCACGGUGGCGUAGUGCUUAGCACGUUCGCCUCACACCUCCAGGGUUGGGGUUCAAUUCCCGCCUCCGCCUUGUGUGUGUGGAGUUUGCAUGUGCUCCCCGUGCCUCGGGGGUUUCCUCCGGGUACUCCGGUUUCCUCCCCCGGUCCAAAGACAUGCAUGGUAGGUUGAUUGGCAUCUCUGGAAAAUUGUCCGUAGUGUGUGAUUGUGUGAGUGAAUGAGAGUGUGUGUGUGUGCCCUGUGAUGGGUUGGCACUCCGUCCAGGGUGUAUCCUGUCUUGAUGCCCGAUGACGCCUGAGAUAGGCACAGGCUCCCCGUGACCCGAGGUAGUUCGGAUAAGCGGUAGAAAAUGAAUGAAUGAAUGAACAUGUUGAGUAACAAAGCUUCAUGCUGUAAAAUGAAUGUAGUUAUUUUACAGUUUUUAUUCAGAUUGUGGAUUUUGUCAGUGCUUUUGAAGGUUUUUGUGAUUUUACUGCAACCUUUUUUACAUGUAUUUGAUUAAACUAACCCAUAUUGUAGAGGUUGAACACAGGAACUGAAGAUGUUUUGAAGCUGUGAGGAAAGUGCAGAUGAUAAUAGAGAAGAGAUUUUGGUGCUUUUCUUGUGGACUGAAUGAAGCUCUAGACAUAAGAAGUAACUAAAUGAACAGACUGAGAUGUUCCUGCGCCGUGUCUUCAGACUAACACUGUCAGGAUGAAACUGCAGGAGUUCUGAAGUUUCUCUCAGCAGAUUUACUCUGGUCUUUGUUUCAUGAUGAACACAGUUCACUUUAUCGCUUCUCACUGGAUUUGCUUGAGGAAAAAAGCUUUUCUGUAUUUUGUGUCGCAGAAACAUUUCUGUGGUGUAAAAAUGUUUGUGCUGCAUGUUUUAUAUUAAAGGGCAGCGUCAUUGUUUUUAUAGCUUACACACUAACACACUUACAGCUACACAAACUUAUACACAAACAUAUAAACUCUUAUACACACAGUUACAGCUGCAUGUAUCAUUUACUCUGUAUGUGCUUUUAAAGGCAGAAUAAAUAAAAGUGUCUUAGAUCAUUUUA
Molecule: messenger RNA, 4849 nt
Organism: Tachysurus vachellii
Lineage: Eukaryota; Metazoa; Chordata; Actinopteri; Siluriformes; Bagridae
Exons: 17
Coding region: 439-3297 (952 amino acids)
Source: RefSeq, a predicted model, not a curated record